This is a messenger RNA of Saccostrea cuccullata (small rock oyster), 3179 nucleotides long. Its product is annotated as death domain-containing protein CRADD-like. The record is from RefSeq and is a predicted model, not a curated record. Gene Ontology annotation, molecular function: death domain binding; protease binding. The transcript is spliced from 3 exons. Bases 78 to 734 code for a protein of 218 amino acids. NCBI's taxonomy places the organism in Eukaryota, Metazoa, Mollusca, Bivalvia, Ostreida, Ostreidae. Gene Ontology annotation, biological process: signal transduction; regulation of apoptotic process.
UUCCUGUUAAUAUCACAGCCUGGAGAAGGAGCAAUGUCAAGAACCUGACGAGAUUCUACAGUGAUAACAACUUCAAGAUGCCCAGAGUAAUUCAGCCACUUAGUGAUACUGAUAAACAGCGCAUCCAAAAAAAUUGGAGUUUUUUAAAAGAAGAGCUACAACAAGAUGAAAUCAGGGAUGUGUUUAUGGAUAAAGGUAUUUGGGAUCUCAAGGACUUUAAUGAAAUUGAUGCAAUGCUUACUCCAGUAAAAAAGAAUGAAGUUUUCCUGAGGCUAUUAUUAACAUCGGGUCCCGAGGCAUACAAAGUUUUUGUUGAUGCUUUGAAAGCAAAACAGUCUGAUCAUAUUACAGAUAGACUUGAUAAUACACCAAUUGAAGAAAAACAACAGCCAGUGCAAGUGGACCGCUAUGCAGAACUCACUGAUGCUCAGAGAUCACUUUACCUCACGGAACAAAACCUACUCAAAUUCAACAGAUGUUUCGGAAGUGAUGUUGAAAUAGUUGGGAAAGCUUUGCUUCUUACACAAUCUGAUAUUGAUGUUAUAAGAAUGGAAAACCCAUAUUCUGCAAUCACUCAGAUUCAUAAGAUAAUUCUCAAAUGGAAAUAUAGAAAUGGAAGAAAUGCAACUUUGGGAGAAUUAACCAGGUGUUUUAUGGAUGCCGAAAUUGCUGGGGCAAGAGUGGAUUGGGACAUGUUCGAUCAAGGUGUUAACUAUUUGACACAGAAUAUGUAGCUUAGAAUAUUGAACAUUUAGCAGUAUUGAAGGAGACACGCAACGUACAUUACCUAUUCAUUUCAAACUAUGAUGCGUAUGACCUUAACUAAGUUGAAUGUUGAUAUCUCAAACAUCAAAUACAAUAAAUUAAAUACCAUGGAUAUGUUGAAGGGUGAUGAAAUUCUUUUUUAUAUAGGAAAAAAAGGUGGUCGCAAUUCUACCAAGGAAUGUACAUAUUGUACACUUUCUGAACAUGUAUUGAUCCUUUGGAAAGAUUUCAUGAGUAUUUGAACUAAUACUGCCUCAAAAUUUUGUCAUAUUUUUAAGUUUGAUAGAAUGUUAAUGAGACAUAAAAUCUAGAAGGUGAUUAUGCUUUUUUUCCUCUUUUUUUUAGGAGGGGGGAGUAUUUAAAAUGAUUACAUCUCAGAAAUUGGGACUUUUUUUAAAAGUAGAAAUAUCAGAAAUUAAAUAAUGACACAAAGUCUAAGGGUUGAGUCUACUUGGAGAAAAUUGCAUAUACACUGUCUGUAUUCUUUAUAUAUGGACAUCUUUGAAGAAAAACUGAACAUUGAACUGUAUGAACUAGAAUAUACUCAUGUAAUAUCUAGGUGUGCAUAGAAUAUACUCAUGUAAUAUCUAGGUGUGCAUUUUUUUAAUUCACCCAAUAACAAGAAGUGAUGUUAAGAUUUUGAAUAGUUAAGUCUCAACACAUUGAUAUUUCCUAUAUCUUUGGUAUAUUCUUUAUCCUUAAAGCUGAUUAAAGGGUUAUUCACAUCACAAUGAGCAAAUGCUUGGCAUACUUUGUUUUCUAUGCUUUCAGAUUAAGAACCAUAAUUCUGUAGAUGUCUCUUUAUAUUGGUGACUAACAGAUCUAAAUGAUGAUUCCAAGAAUCAGUAUUUUUAGCCCUUGAAUUGUUGAAUGGAAUUUGUGAUAUAAAUAUUUUUGUAUUUUUUAGCUCACCUGAGCCAAAGGCUCAAGUGAGCUUUUCUGAUCACAUUUUGUCCGUCGUCCGUCCGUCUGUCUGUCUGUAAACUUUUCACAUUUUCGACUUCUUCUAAAGAACCACUGGGCCAAUUUUGACCAAACUUGGUACAAAGCAUCCUUGGGUAAAGGGGAAUUUAAAUUGUUAAAAUGAAGGGACAUAUCCCCUCGCAAGGGGAGAUAAUCAAGAAAAGACAAAAAUAGGGUGGGGUCAUUAAAAAAUCUUCUUCUCAAGAACCACUGGGCCAGUAAAGCUGAAACUUAUGUGGAAGCAUCCUGGGGUAGUGUAGAUUCUAAAUUGUUCAAAUCAUGACCCCAGGGGGAAGGGCGGGGCUACAAUGGGGAAUCAAAGUUUUACAUAGAAAUAUAUAGGAAAAAUCUUUGAAAAUCUUCUUCUCAAGAACCACUGGGCCAGAAAAGCUGAAACUUAUAUGGAAGCAUCCUGGUAUAGUGUAGAUUCUAAAUUGUUCAAAUCAUGACCCCCGGGGGAAGGGCGGGGCCACAAUGGGGAAUCAAAGUUUUACUUAGAAAUAUAUAGGAAAAAUCUUUGAAAAUCUUCUUCUCAAGAACCACUGGGCCAGAAAAGCUGAAACUUAUGUGGAAGCAUCCUGGUAUAGUGUAGAUUCUAAAUUGUUCAAAUCAUGACCCCCGGGGGAAAGGGCGGGGCCACAAUGGGAUAUCAAAUUUUUACGUAGAAAUAUAUAGGAAAAAUCUUUUGAAAAUCUUCUUCUCAAGAACCACUGGGCCAGAAAAGCUGAAACUUUUGUGGAAGCAUCCUGGUAUAAUGUAGAUUCUAAAUUGUUCAAAUAAUGACCCCCGGGGGAUGGGUGGGGCCACAAUGGGGAAUCAAAGUUUUAUAUAGAAAUAUAUAGGAAAAAUCUUUGAAAAUCUUCUUCUCAAGAACCACUGGGCCAGAAAAAGUGAAGCUUAUGUGGAAGCAUUCUGGGGUAGUGUAAAUUCUAAAUUGUAGGAAUCAUGACCCCCGGGGGAAGGGCGGGGCCAUUAUAGGGAAUCAAAGUUUUACAUAGAAAUAUAUAGGAAAAAUCUUUGAAAAUCUUCUUCUCGGGAACCACUGGGCCAAAAAGCUGAAACAUAUGUGCCCAUGGAAGGAUCAUGUGGUAGUGUAGAUUUCAAAAUGUCUAAAUUAUGAUCACUGGGGUAGGGUGGGGAAUGCAUUAUGUAUAACAAGGGUGAAAUCUGAUAAAGAACAGAAUGGUCAAAGCUUCUCAGGUGAGCGAUGUGCCCCAUGGGCCUCUUGUUUUUCUUUUCUUAUUAAAAAGCCUAAUAUCAAAUAAGUUAGUUGCUCUUUUGAUUUUUGUUAUGCCUAUUCUGAUUACUGACAGAAUAUAUUGUGAAAAGAAAUCUCAUUUGAGAUUCGUCUGCAUUGGCUUAUUUUCUUGCAAGUUAUAGCCCUUUGACUCGCAAGAUUUAAUUUAAAUUCUAUGUUGAUAGACCCAUUCUAAUAAAAGUUCUGAAUUGAA